Aspergillus homomorphus CBS 101889 is the source of this 1583-nucleotide messenger RNA. RefSeq lists its product as uncharacterized. NCBI's taxonomy places the organism in Eukaryota, Fungi, Ascomycota, Eurotiomycetes, Eurotiales, Aspergillaceae. The record is from RefSeq and is a predicted model, not a curated record. Bases 247 to 1488 code for a protein of 413 amino acids. The transcript has 5 exons.
CCCUCCUUCCGGAUACCCCUCGGGCUGUUUGGCGGGGCCCAUCUCCUUCUUCUGCGGGCCUCUUUGAUCUGCUCGGCCUUUGUCUUGCCACGCAGUCUUUCGUUACCCUAAAGCAAACGGAACCCCCCCAGAAAGUUGUUGUCCUUCCCAGCAGAUGCAUCUUCCCUAAACCCUCCUUUCCUUGUACUACCAUCCUUCCCCAGCUGCAAGUUCAUGUAAAGAAGAUCCCCUUUCCCCUCCUCAAAUAUGCCUCGUCGCCGUGCCUCUCAUAGCGAACCAAUGGGCUUAUCAUCCGCGAUGAAUGAGGCGUUUGCCUAUCCUUUCUCUGGAACGCAACAGAACAAUGCUCCACCACGACGGGGUCCGAUCGAGGGACCCAACGGACGAAGGUUGAUUCGUAGGGUCACCUGGCGAUCCUCCACAUACAAAAUGAUGGCCUGUCUGUGGGUUUUGGGUGUCUUCUAUAUUGUCUGGCUCAUCCGAGACAUCUUCUAUUUGCCUUUCACCCCUUCGCAGAAGGGCCCCAUCCACCCUGGAUCUCAGACUGAUUUGUUGGCUCAUUAUGUGGGUCGUCGAGAGUGCGGCAUCUCUUCCUUGUCCCUCUACCAUACUCCAUCAACCAGUGAUGGACGUGCGUCCAGUCGAGCGUACUGUUCAACCCGGAGUGCUCUGUUGAGUGCCAUGAGCAACGGUGGGCGUCAUGGGUUUGAUGCUGCGUACAGCUCUCAAGACUGUGCCUACCAGUGGUAUUCCAGCUCUGAAGUGUGUGACAUUUUGCAAAGAUUUGAUGGGAUCGUGUUCGUGGGCGAUGAUGCCCUAGCCGAUGCCUACGCGGGAUUCAACAUCCUUCUGCGCGAGGAUCUCGCGACCGGCUCUCUUAGAGACUGGGAAAUGGACAAGGACUUUAGCCAAAGAUGCCGAUGCGAAUCCCAGUUCACUCAAGCUGCGUGUUUGCCACUACGAAUCACUUCAAGCAAUGAAGUUUACGCCCAAAGCGGCAAUCCAGCCGUUCGGUCCCCAUACUCGUGCCCGUCCCGAGUCUCCCAUGCUUUCCUCCCCACAGAUGGCUCCCCGGCCUCCAAGAAUGUCCACGACCACUUCCGCCGCCUGACCAGAAAAGUGGCAGACCGAAGCAAGCCUGUACCCGUGAUUCUGAGUCUCUCGCUUUCGACGUCGUAUUCUUUACCAGCAGCUCAGAAGAGCAUGGACGAGUGGCUGUCCAUGUCCAAGACUACCAAACAAAACACCCCCUUCCUUUGGAUCGGUCCCACCGCUCCUGGUCUCCAGAAGGACUCUGAGGACAAUAUCCACGCAUCCAGCUGGCAGUAUUCACAAGACACCAUCCAGGAAGCCCGAGCCCGAGGCAUGGAUGCUCUGGGUCUGUACAACAUAACCCUUCAAGCCGACAGUUGGGAUGGAAAGCACUAUGGUGAGCAAGUAGCUCUGGUGCAAGCAAUGAUGAUAAUCAAUUGGUUAUCCACUCUCUGAAGGGUUGUCUUCAUGCGAGGUGGAUAUUCCUGGCACUGGAUUGGCCGAGGAGACGAACUAAAGAAUAUUUAACGAGGAUGACAUUGUAUGAAUAU